AUGCGAGGAGUAACCUCAUGGAUCUGCAAACUCAGUUUGUACUAUCAGUACUCUUUGAAAUCAAAAUUGCACUGCUUUGAACUGAUUCUUUCUCGAAAAACCGAUGGCUGCGAAGACCAACUCUCAAUGAGGAAACUUGAUCAAGAUAAUUUGAAUCGCUUCAUUGGCCUGUCCAUCGAUGGACCCGAGUAUCUUGCAAUUUGGCGAAUGUGUUCCAGAGGAACUCUGCAAGAGUUGAUCUCGAAAGGUUCAUUAUGGUUUGACCCAUUUUUCAUGUUCUGUAUUAUGCGAGACAUUGCUGAAGUAAGUAUUCACAUAAAAUAUCCAGAACAGGUGCAUCUUUCGCCCUUUAAGGGACUGUGUUUCCUUCAUAGCACCUUUGUCGGAUAUCAUGGACGGCUACGUUCGGGAUGCUGUUUAGUCAAUGAUAGUUGGCAAGUCAAAAUAUCCGACUAUGGUACGGAAUCUCUGACGGAGGAAGAGCGAUUAAAACGAAAGCGUAAGGGUCUUCUCUGGAUUGCUCCCGAGCAUCUUAGAGACUCGUUAGCUUCAAAAGAAGGGGACGUCUAUUCAUUUGCGAUCAUCUCAUCAGAGGUGAUUACCCGAAAACCAGCUUGGAAUGUUCACGAAAGGAAAGAAAGCGUUGAUGUUAUUAGAUGUCAGUGUCGAAAAAAAGUAAAAAGUAUAGACAAAAAUGAUAGUUCAUCAGAUCCUGCACAGCUUAAUGACUGUUUGAGGAAAUGA
Messenger RNA from Strongylus vulgaris, 744 nucleotides. The record is from the annotation of a GenBank genome assembly. NCBI's taxonomy places the organism in Eukaryota, Metazoa, Nematoda, Chromadorea, Rhabditida, Strongylidae.